AUGCAGAACAUCAAAGCGGUGGUUGUGGGUGACGGAGCGGUGGGUAAGAGCUGCCUGUUGAUAUCCUACACGACCAACAGCUUUCCCGGCGAAUACGUGCCCACAGUCUUUGACAACUACAGGGACACGGCGGGGCAGGAGGACUACGAUCGGCUGCGGCCGCUGAGCUACCCGCAGACCGACGUGUUCGUUCUGUGCUUCUCGGUCGCCAGCCCGACCUCGCUGGAGAACGUCAAGAGCAAGUGGAUCGCCGAGAUCUCGCACCACUGCCCUGAAGUGCCCGUAGUGUUGUGCGCCAACAAGGUGGACCUACGCGACGACGAUUCAAUCAUUUCUCGGUUGAGGGACCGAGGCCAGCACCCGAUCACCUACGACGAGGGAGCCGCCAUGGCCAAGCAGAUCGGGGCGGCCCACUACGUCGAGACGAGCGCGUUGACCCAGGCGGGCCUCAAGAACGCGUUCGACGUGAUCAUGCGGGUGGCCAUGGGCGGAGAACGUGCGAGCUCCUACAAGGGCAAGAAGUCCAAGGGUCGCGGCAAGGGCGGCAAGAGCGCCUACGACGCCAAGCCCGCACUCAUCCCUCCGGUGUUGCCGAAGCCUACGCACGCGCCGUGGACCAAUAUCCAGACGUCGACGUUCGCCGACGAUUUCAAGGGCCUCCUCGAGUCGUCGGCCGAAGCCGACGUCAAGUUCGUGGUGGAGGAGAGGGCCGUCAAGGCGCACAGGGGUGCGCAAUCGGCCGAGGCUACGACAGCGGCGGCAGCUGCGACGGUCAAGGCCAAGGCCAAGCAGAGCCAGAGCCAGAGCAACAAGGCCGCAAGCAAAUCCAAGAGCAGCACCAGCGCGAAGAAGAAGGGAAAGGGCGCCGACGACAAGCAGCAGCAGCAGAAGAAGAAGACGAAGAAGAACAAGAAGGAGAAGAAGAAAGAGGAGGAGGAGGAGGCGAAGGUUGAAGUCGCGGACACGAAAGGCGAAGAGGAGUCCAAGGAAGCCGAUGGCGGGGAGGAGUCGGAAAAGGACCCGGUGCUGACGUGCGACGGUCACACGUACGAGCGAACGAGCAUUGCCGAAUGGCUGCAGACGCACUCGACCGCGCCGAUCACCGGUGCCGAGCUGGAGAACAAGGCCCUGAUCCCCAACCACCUAGUCCGGUCCCAGAUCAAAGACUACCUCGACGCCCAGAAACAGGGCGGCAGCGGCAGCAAGGCCGGCGCCACUGCAGCCAAGCAGCCCAAGCCUCACUCGGCUCCGGCCGUUGCCGAGGAGCAGAGCGAAAGCGAAAGCGAAGAGGAAGAGGAAGAGACGGAGACGCAGCACAGGGCCGACGCCGACCCUUCGGUGCCGCCUCUCCACCGUCAGAUCAAUGCCGGCCAGAUCCCCGGCUUCUCCUCCAUCCACCGCGGCCGUACGUCUGGUGGUGGGGAGGAGGGCGUCGCCUACACGAUCGGGAUCAGCAAGCGCGUCAGCCACGCCGUCUUUGCCAGGGUGCUCGAGUUCUUCUACACCGGCAUCGCCACCAUCCGCGACAAGCUGGACGGGGUGCAGGACCUGCUGGCGGCGGCGGAGCUGUUCGGGCUCGAGCACCUGGCGACAAUCUGCCGCAACGUGAUGGACGACAGCGAGUUUCUCAACCCGUCGAUCGGGACGUGGCUGAACGACGAGGCGGGGGCGGUGGCCAAGCAGCUCUUCCUCAACCGGCCCCUCUUCUCCGACGUGGCGUUCGAAGUCGAAGGGAAGCGCAUCCACGCGCACAAGGCCAUCUUGAUGGGCCGCUGCAAGACGAUCCCUAUCGGAGACACGUCGCUGGAGAGCUUCCUGGCCUUCCUGGAAUUCCUCUACACGGACCACUCGCCCAUCUGCGAGAGUGGAGACUCCGUCGGCAUUCUCAUCCUCGCCAACCGCUUCGGGCUGCCGCGACUGGUCACCCUGUGCGAGCUCUACAUCACCAAGGAGGUCGAGACCGCCACCAGCGACGGUAUCGAGAAGGCCGACAUCGACGUGGUGGGCCUGCUUCACCUUGCCGAGCAGCACAACGCCGACCAGCUCGUUGGGUUCUGCCGUCACUUCAUCGCGUCCAACUAUCAGCCCAUGAGCAAGCGGCCCGAGUUUAGCACCCUCGAAGGCGAGAACCUCGAGUACAUCGAAGCCAACCAGUGGCCGCCCAAGUCGUACCUCGCCGAGCUGGCGGUCUACGAGAAGGCGAUCAAGGAGACGGACAAGGAUGCCAAGUGCAUCUGCAUGUAA
This is a messenger RNA of Acanthamoeba castellanii str. Neff, 2244 nucleotides long. RefSeq names its product Ras subfamily protein. Gene Ontology annotation, biological process: small GTPase-mediated signal transduction; protein ubiquitination. The coding region runs from base 1 to 2244 and encodes 747 amino acids. The record is from RefSeq and is a predicted model, not a curated record. Gene Ontology annotation, molecular function: ubiquitin-protein transferase activity; GTPase activity; protein binding. NCBI's taxonomy places the organism in Eukaryota, Discosea, Longamoebia, Acanthamoebidae. The transcript is spliced from 15 exons.